ACAGUCGUUCCUGAUCGUUCUCUUGUCGAGGAGCUGUAUUCGCCGGCCAUAUUGGUUUACUGCAGUGUUUGUUUUGGUGCAGCCUAAGACCCGUUCUGUGAAAUCCGGCAAGAUCGGCUCGAGGAACUCAAAAAAUCGCAUAGAGAUAUCAUAAAACUCGUCAGACAGUGCGUGGAAAUAGUGAUUUCAUUAUAUUUUCGUAAUAAAAGCAACAUAAUUUUGGGCUCAUCCUCGAGCCAGGGUGUCAGUCGUGUACGAGACGUUGAACGAGAGAAAUGGCCUGCGCCACCCUAAAGAGAUCGUUGGAGUUCGACCCGGUGCACAGCCAUGGGCGUCCCAGCAAGCGACGAAGAUGCGUUCCUAUGUGCGUUUCACCGGGAACGCCCACCCAGAGUACGGCCAGAUCACAAAAUCCAUCGCCUUUUGGCGAGGUAGCUCACAAAUUGACGCCUGAAAAAAUGGCAGCUAAUAUUAGAGAGGAGAUCCGCAGGCUGCAUCGACGCAAACAAUUGCACUUCAAUCCUCAGACUAGCAGUGGAGAUUCAUCAGAUAUGGAAGGUCCUGCUAGUCCAUCCAGUCCAUCUGCUUGCAGUUCAAAUGCCUACAGUUACAAUCCAAGUGGAAAGGAAAAACCUCUUUUUACAUUCAGACAGGUUGGUUUGAUCUGUGAACGAAUGCUGAAGGAACAAGAGACACAGAUCCGAGAGGAAUACGAUCAGAUUCUCACCAUGAAACUCUCUGAGCAAUAUGAUGCAUUUGUCAAGUUCACCUAUGACCAGAUCCAAAAGAGAUUUGAAUCUGCAGCUGCACCAAGCUAUCUAUCCUAAAGAAGAAUUCUUACCUCUAAGGAUAUGUUUCUUUGAAGAAUAUUAGAUUUCUACAAUGUAAGUGAGAGAAAUUUUGCUUGAAGUUGACGCCGGGGUACGCUGCGCCGCCUCGCGCAAGAAAUCUACAUAAUUAAAUUGAAACGAUGAUUUACUUUGAGGGAGAACGAAGCAAGAGAAAAAAAAGCCCGCAAUAAACCAAGGUUUAGCGGUGUAAGUUCAGUAGCUUGGCACACGAAAAGCAACCAUACUACAAAAAAUCCACAACGUAUACUAUUAAAAACUAACAAUAUUUGUACUGUCCGAUGUUAGAAGUGCGCUGGUAUCAGGGAACUGUAAUACAAAGUUAUUCGUUGUUUACUGUAAAAAUUACUUGCUAUCGUUUUAACAUUGCUCAAGGCAGCAUCGGAGGUCCGCGAAGGUCGUUACCAUCCGAAAUCGUAGAGUAACCAGUCUAGUAUGAAAAGGAAGAAUACAUGAUACCGAAAGGGGGGAGGGGGGCUCAGUAGGAGGUUAGGUUAAUUUUUGCACAAAAGUUUAGCGGCAUUUAUUCGGGAACUGAAUUUUACACAAAUCUUUUUGUAACGUUCAAGCGCGUGUAUACUCCUUUCUACCCUAAACACUGUGAAAGGCGUUAUAUGCCGUCCUCGACAUACAAGAUUAAAUCACCAACGGCAACGCCAACGCCAAUAAGAAAUAAGAAAAAAAUGCUAUAAAAAAAAAAACGAAAAUACAAUCAUACUCGGGACAUGUCGGGCUAUCCGUUGAUCCGAGAAUAUUAGUAUCGUUCCCAUAUAAACUGUAAUGACCGUGUCGAAUAUGGAGUUUUGCUCAAACAUGAACGCGCGACAAAUAGUCACUGUUUACAGUUUACGGAAAUACGCGAAUCGUUAUCUCGGAUAUUUUCCCCAUCAGAUUCAACGAAGAGCGCCUCGCGUGUCCGUCGCACUCCUGUUCAUUUUUAAGUUAUAUUAUUAUAUGAAUGUGAUGUAUUUGAAUUUUCCUAAUCGUAAAUAAUCGUAUGAUACCUUGUAAAACGGCACUAUCAAGAAAAUUGAUAAAAGUACUUUCCAUAAUUUAUUUUUCAUACGUCCGUCAAUGGGUAACGAUAAUUGCGGACGCGUCGUUAUUAUUAUCGUCACGAUUGAGAGGCGCGCUUUUCGAAAUGUAUUUUCUUUAGUUUUUAUUUACUACUUUCUUUUUUUUUUCCUUAAAAUAAAUUCCACUGUUCUCGUACCGCUAUUUUCACUGUCUCACUACUAAUGCGAUUUUUGUUCCUUUUUCUUCGUACGAACUUGUACUCACGCGAUCGCGUUAUACAUUUCUCUCUGUCUCUCUUUAUCUUGUUUGUUAAGUCAUUCAUAUGUUCAUUCAAUCAUUCGCCUGACUUUCGUGUCUCUUUGUCGCCAAUGCGAACGGCAAUGCAAACGCGGACCUCGAAAGUAAAAACAAGAAUAAGAGAACAAAAAUUGACACACGAGUAGGAAGAGAUAUCGACGUCUUGUAAGGAGGUUAAAAAUUUAUCCUGUAGAAUUUAGCAUUGUACGGACGCAUUGUGAACAAUAAACAUUUGAAAUAAAAAGAUUAUUAAAUUCUU
Molecule: messenger RNA, 2421 nt
Organism: Cephus cinctus (wheat stem sawfly)
Lineage: Eukaryota; Metazoa; Arthropoda; Insecta; Hymenoptera; Cephidae
Gene: akirin
Product: akirin-2
Exons: 5
Coding region: 276-827 (183 amino acids)
Biological process (GO): positive regulation of transcription by RNA polymerase II; positive regulation of innate immune response
Cellular component (GO): nucleus; chromatin
Molecular function (GO): transcription coregulator activity
Source: RefSeq, a predicted model, not a curated record